Plectropomus leopardus (leopard coralgrouper) is the source of this 384-nucleotide messenger RNA. Lineage: Eukaryota; Metazoa; Chordata; Actinopteri; Perciformes; Serranidae. The record is from RefSeq and is a predicted model, not a curated record.
AAGAGCCACAGCUGCGAUAAAUGCGGCAAAUCAUUUGCGAGGAAGGACAUGCUGAAGGAGCACCUCAGGGUUCACGAUGACAUCCGGGACUUCCUGUGUGCAGAGUGCGGGAAAGGCAUGAAGACCAAACACGCUCUGCGGCACCACAUGAAGCUUCACAAGGGCAUCAAAGAGUACGAGUGUAAGGAGUGUAACCGCAAGUUUGCCCAAAAAGUCAACAUGCUGAAACACUACAAGAGACACACAGGUAUAAAGGACUUCAUGUGCGAGCUGUGUGGAAAGACGUUCAGCGAGAGGACGACUCUGGAAACACACAAGCUCAUUCACACAGGCGAGUGUCUCCGUGUGCUGCACACCGACUGUUACACAACGGUUAAAAGCUGA